UAUAAACGCCCGCAAAGUUAAUUCACUAGUCAAAAUACGUUGAAAGAUUGACACAAAAUUUUACAAAAUGAAGACGUUAGUGAAAUUGUUUGUAGUAAUUCUGAUAGUUCACGGUUCAACCGCUGGCUUUGUGUCCAAUGGCUUAAGUGCUUUAAAAAAUGCUUCUGAAACAGUAAAAUCUUCAGUAAGUGGAAAAAUUGAAUCUUUAGCUAACGCAACCAGCAAUAUAAGCGCCAGUAUCUUAUUGAAAGCACUACAUAUUACAGAAAACGGAAUUUUAAACCUGAACAAUCUAAUACAGGGUUUAAGCCUCCCGGGGUCUAACUUAAAAGAUAUUGUGAGUUCCCUAAAUAUAAGUGUUUCAGACGACGGCGAAGUCGAUUUGAAAGACAUUUUCCAAAAUGUUAAUCUAAGUAGUGUAAACAUUCCGGAUGUUUUAAGUUUACUCAACGUGACCAUAUCAAACGGGGUGUUAGACUUUUCAAAUCUGAUAAAAAACAUCGCCAGCCAUGCAAGUCUGUCCGAUUUUGUGAGUGCACUAACCGUACAAACAACUGAAGAUGGUCAACUUGAUUUCACUGGACUUGCACUCAAAUACAUUGGGGAAGUUCUAACAUAUAGCGUGACCACAGAAGAUGGAUACAUUCUAGAAAUAUACCGCAUACCCGGUAAAGGAAAACCAGUAGUGAUAUCUCACGGAUUAAUGUGUACAGCUGACGAUUUUAUAAUAAGAGGUGAAACCUCUUUGGUUUAUAAGCUGGCACAAGAAGGUUUCGACGUUUGGAUCAUUACAUAUAGAGGCAGCAAAUACUCUCGGAAGCAUAUAGAAUUAAAUCCUGACACCGAUAAGAAAGCAUUCUUUAAUUACAGUAUGGAUGAUAUGGGAAAAAAAGAUCUAAAAGCAGUCAUAGAUUUAGUAUUAAGCACUACUGGAGCCGACAGCCUAAGUUUGAUUGGACAUUCCGAAGGCACUUCCGCUGCUUUCAUUUUAUUUUCCUCGAUAGCUGAAUACGCUGAUGUUAUCGACUUAUUCAUAGCAUUAUCACCUGUUGCCGAUUUAUCAGACAGUGGCCUCGCGUUGACUGCAACGAUACGCCUAGGGCCAGCAAUAAACAAAAUACUUUUGGCGUUUGGUGUAGAAGAACUCUUAGGUUUCGAUUCGCUUGAAAGGAGACUAUUCCAAUUUUUAUGUUCUCAAGGCAAAAUCGGUUAUGAAUUGUGCUAUAACGGAAUAUUUGGCGCGUUGUCUGGUUACGAUCCAGAUCAACUGAAUUUGGAGUUCUUCCACACAUUGUUGGGUCACUACCCAGCAGGGACGAGCAGGAAAAACUUGAUACAUUAUGUCCAAGUGGGGAAUAAUAAUAGAUUUGCUCAAUUUGAUUAUGGGUCUAAAAACGAUGAGUAUUACGGUUCAGAAAUACCACCGCUUUACGAUUUGAGUAAAGUGACUUGUAGAGUUAGUAUGUAUAUGAGUCGGAAUGAUCAGAUAGUGGGGUUGAAGGCAGCUGCUAACGUGAGAGACCAGCUCCCUAACGUGGUAGGAUAUCAUAUAGUAGAAUAUGACCCGUUUAGUCAUACGGACUUCACAUAUGCUGAAAAUGCUCAUGAACAAGUGUAUGAGCAAAUCAUUUCUGAAUUAUAUGGUAAUUCCGAUUAGUUGCAAAAUUAGUGGGUGUUUAUAAGUGCAUAUUUAUAAUUCUUAAUUUUACUAUUGUAUAUUGUUGUUAUGGGAGCCGUAAAUAAUGUAUUAAAUAUUAUUAUAACUU
Molecule: messenger RNA, 1766 nt
Organism: Helicoverpa zea (corn earworm)
Lineage: Eukaryota; Metazoa; Arthropoda; Insecta; Lepidoptera; Noctuidae
Product: lipase member K-like
Exons: 1
Coding region: 68-1657 (529 amino acids)
Biological process (GO): lipid metabolic process
Source: RefSeq, a predicted model, not a curated record